Molecule: messenger RNA, 2800 nt
Organism: Tripterygium wilfordii
Lineage: Eukaryota; Viridiplantae; Streptophyta; Magnoliopsida; Celastrales; Celastraceae
Product: mitochondrial intermediate peptidase, mitochondrial
Exons: 17
Coding region: 271-2466 (731 amino acids)
Biological process (GO): peptide metabolic process; proteolysis
Molecular function (GO): metalloendopeptidase activity
Source: RefSeq, a predicted model, not a curated record
AUUGAAUGAGUACUGAAGCCUCCUUCCAUCUCUAAGCACUUCAGCGCAUAAACGUUUACUAUUAACAUUCCUCUCAAAUUUAGGGUUUAUGUACCAUUGUCUUCUCUCUCUGGCAUCUUCUCUCCCUCUCCCUCCAUCCAAACAAUCCUCCUCUUUCUCCCGUAAACUCUGAGGCGAACACUGCAAUGCUUUCAGUUCUGGAGCAGUGAAAUCUACUUCCAACUCUCCCGACGUACUUCGGCGGAAUACCGCUGCUACUGUCGCCGAGCAAUGCAAAGUUCUAUCCGCAGGACCGCCUUCGACCUCCGUUUUAGAAAUAUCGUCAAAUUUUGCCAUACAGAUGUAUCCAGAACCCGCCGUUUUCACUUUACAGCCGGAGCUUUGCAGAACGGAGCGACUACGGGGCUCUACGGAUUUCACCACUUGAAGACUCCCAAAGGCUUUCGACGUUUUGUCGACGAAGCUAUUGAAAGGUCUGGCGAACUGGUUAAUUACAUUAGUGGAAUGCCUUCAUCUACUGAAAUUAUUCGAGCCAUGGAUGAAAUUUCAGAUACGGUUUGUUCUGUUGUUGAUUCUGCAGAAUUUUGUAGGAAUACCCAUCCAGACAGGGAAUUCAUCACUGAGGCUUGCAAAGCAUCAAUGAGAAUGAAUGAAUAUAUGCAUUAUCUCAACACAAAUAAUUCAUUGUAUGAUGCGGUGAAAAAAGCGGAGCAAGAUAGUCAUUUGCUUACUGUGGAAGCUCGCAGGGCUGCUCAUUCUCUACGCAUCGACUUUGAAAAGGGCGGAAUUCAUCUGUGCGCUGAGAAACUUGAUCGAGUAAAUCAGUUAAAUGUGGCCAUAUUUAAGCUGAGCAGGGAGUUUGGUGAAAAUAUAACCACCGACCCUGGUCACGUGGAUGUAUUUCCAGCAUCACGCAUUCCAAAAAAUUUGCACCAUCUUAUAAAGCCCAUUUAUCGUUGCACAUCUGCAACAUUGAAAGGAUCAUUGAAGCAGAGUUCUUCAAAAGAAAAGGGGUUUCAGAUAACAACGGAGCCACGUACAUUGUCUUCAAUACUACAAUGCGUGCCAGAUGAAGAGGUUAGGAAAAUGGUAUAUGUGCAAGGAAACUCUGUCCCCCAUGCGAACAUUGAAGUUCUUGACAAGCUGAUUGCUUCCCGCCAUGAGCUAGCUCAGAUAUUGGGAUAUAAAUCUUAUGCCGAGUUUGUUGUGAAGCCAAACAUGGCUUCUUCACCUGAUGUUGUGACGUCGUUUCUACAUGACAUGAGCAAUAUGAUCAGGCCUCAGGCUGAUAAGGAGUUUAAGACAACUAGGAACUUUAAGAGAGAGAGAUGCGGUCAGCAAUGUGUUGAUUUAGAGCCUUGGGAUGAGGCUUACUACUCGGCAAUGAUGAAAUCUUCUGCUCAUGAUUUGGAGUCUUCAAUUGUUUCAUCAUAUUUUCCCCUGCCACAAUGUAUUGAAGGAUUAAAAGUGCUGGUUGAAUCAUUAUUUGGCGCAGCAUUUCUUUGCAUCCCGAUGGCACCAGGUGAAUCAUGGCACCCUGAUGUGCUAAAAAUGUCUCUCCAUCAUCCUGACGAGGGUGAUUUGGGAUAUCUGUACCUUGACUUGUAUUCGAGGCAGGGAAAAUAUCCUGGUUGUGCUAACUUUGCAAUUAGAGGGGGUCGCCGGAUUUCUGAGACAGAAUAUCAACUUCCUGUUGUGGCCCUCAUCUGCAAUUUUUCGGGGUCAAAUAGUUCAUCAACAGUGAGACUUAAUCAUUGGGAAGUAGAAACCCUGUUUCAUGAGUUUGGACAUGCUCUUCAUUCUUUACUCUCAAGAACGAAUUAUCAACAUUUCUCUGGUACCAGGGUGGCACUCGACUUAGCUGAGACACCUUCAAACCUAUUUGAGUACUAUGCAUGGGAUUACCGUGUCUUGAAGAGAUUUGGAAGACACUAUUCAACUGGUGAAAUAAUACCUGAGAAAUUAGUGAAGUCAAUGCUAGGUGCUAGGGACAUGUUUGCAGCGACUGAAUUGCAGCGCCAGAUUUUCUAUGCAUUGGUUGACCAAACCCUUUUUGGGGAACAGCCACCCUCACCCAGAGAUACAAGUUCUAUUGUUGCUGAGUUGAAAAGACAGCAUACCAGCUGGAAGCAUGUGGAGGGUACACGUUGGCAGAUCCGAUUUAGUCAUCUUAUAAACUAUGGUGCAGGUUACUAUAGCUACUUGUAUGCGAAAUGCUUUGCUGCGAAUAUAUGGCAAAAGCUGUGCCUCGAGGAUCCACUUUCACUAGCUACAGGAAAUGCCCUUAGAACAAAAUUUUUGAUGCAUGGAGGAGCCAAAGAACCAGCUGAUUUGCUGAAUGAUCUAGCGACGGAUGGGAUUGUAAGGUACUCCAAAGGAGGGAUAAUUCCUGAUAUAACUAAUUAUUUGGAUGAACUGAAGAUACUGGAAGAUAGGCAAGAACCUUUAAAAUAUGAAAUUCAGUGAGACAUAGAAAAUCAAAUAAAGAGAGCAGACGGGGCGGUUAGAGAAAUAUUAAAAGAAUCAAAGAUAAUCCUGUUAAAGGAUGCGUGUAAGGUGACGUGCGCUUUUUUCCGUCCCGUGUGAUUGCCGCAGGGAAAUCAGUGGGCUGAUGUCUGUGAAGUAGCAGUGUGAAAAGGUAAGAUCAAAACUUCUCAUUAAUUCUUUGGGCUCUUGCUUGCCUGAAUUGAGCAUGCGAUAAGGUUUAUUUAAUGUGAUCAUUUUUUUUGCGCAUUUAUAAAUUAUAAGCAGUUUAAUUUAAUCAUUGCAGAUGUGAGCAGGUUUAUUUUCCUUUUGUUUA